AUGUCGCAGCCUCAACCGUUAACAGUAAAUAUGGUGAGAGGGGCGACGUCAGUGCUUACGCUAGCGCUGGCAUGGGCAUGUGUAGUGCGCGCCAGCGUCCUUGUUCCCACCUACGUACUGCCGCCUGACUCGUUCAUACGUGAUCAACGUUCUCUUGGUUCUCGAUCCGACACCGACUCCUCAGAAUCGCAACGAACGAUCAAACGUUUAAUCGGUGGACAUAUGAAAAUAAUUUCGGAAAAGGAACAUGGAAACGCUAAAAACGCUAUUAACUUGGACUCUAAAAGUGAAAGUGGAAAAUUUGCAGGUGUGAUUGUGUCAGAAAUGUCGGGCGGCACGAUGGGAUGGAAUCAAGGUAUCUGGGACGAUGGCAUGCUCAUGUCAAGCGCCGGAGAAGGGAAAGAAACGGGAAAAAUAAAAGAGGACGAUGAGGAGAAGAAGACAUUAUCAGAUCAGGUGGCCGAAGGGAAGUACGGAUUGAUACAAAACGAAAUAUUUGCCAAGGACCCGAAACGGCCAGGAAUUUUGAGUUAUGAGCCUAAUUCCGAGACUCGAUCUAAAGAUAAUCUGCAAAGUCUUGGAGGUCUAAAGAAAGACGAAAUAUGGCUUGCGGAAGAUCAUUUAUUAGUGCUUAAAGGCGGCUCAUUUCCAGAACGCACCAAAGAAACUGAAAAUAGGCCAUGGCCACCGAUUGAUAGUUAUGAGGCGCCCAGAAGGCAAGUAAAAUUACCACAAAAGCCCAAAAUACCACCGCCCUUUCCCGUACGACUCUCCGACGACGGACCGCUCAUCUUCCUUACACCAAACGGCAGUAUCCCUGCGCCCCUUUCCUCUCCUUUCUUUACAGGAGAAGGCGAAAGCCCUGUAUUUCCUCCGCCAUUCCUUUUCCCAGCGGGAGCGCCCUACCCCCCGGGUGAUUAUCCGAGAAACUUUACUACCGGGGAAGCGCCGUUGCCAGGUCCUCCGUUCCCAUUCCUACCCGGGAAUGCGAGCGAAGGAGCAUUCCCCUACUCCGCAUCCAUGAACGGCUCUUUUCCAGAAGGCUUUCCUCCGGGAGCAGCAUUUCUACCACCACCCAGCAACCAAACAGACCUGUACGACGAAGACGACCCUUCGAUUUACUAUCCGCCGCCAUACAAUUUUUCUUAUCACAAUGAUUACAAUAGUAGUGUACCAGCUGGUCCUCUAGUACCUGGAAUAAUAUUACCGCCACCGCCAGAUUUCUUUGCGCCAAUAGAAGAAAAAAUGACGACAGAUGUAAAUAAAGCUACACGACCUACUUCUGCAACAAAUACAAGAUCAAAGUCUACGACAAAGCAGCCAAUACAAACUACUGUAUUUAGAGGCAAAUAUAAAAAUAGGCCUACUACCACAGAGUCUACGAAAUCAACAGAAGUUCCUACAACGACUCCACUUGCAGAAAUUGUUACUUCUCCAAAGUACAGAAAAGCCCAGCGAGUUAUCCCAAUACCACCAAGAAACCCAGUGAGAGUACAAAAUCUGCCAGAUGAGAUUAUUACGAAACCGAGAACUGAAAAACCAACUUAUAAAACACGAACGAAACUUACUUCGAAACCCUUAUCUGUAUCUGUGUUUUACGAUUACCCGGAACCGAUUUACAAUAUUAAAACAACUACAGAAAAGCCUUAUAUUAUUUACAAGGUACCAGAAAAACAAAGUAGUGAAAAAGCUAAGGAUGUGACAUCAACAUCAGUACCACUGAGAGCAUAUUACUCAAAUAAUAUUCAGAAUGACGAAGCUCCUACAACUAAAUUACAACCAGUGUAUAAUCGUAAACCCAAUGAAGACGCUAUAGCUUCAUUUUAUUUCUUCGAUGAACAACCAAAAAGUUCUCCCACACCUGAAACUUAUUUUGACGGACGUCAUUACUAUAAAACUGUACCUAGUCAAACAUCAUACAAACAAAAUCAACAACAAUCAAAUUCUCAAUCUGGGUUCUCUCCAUCUGUAGACGUCGCAUACGGAUCUAUUGACCAGGCCGAUGCCGUAUUUUUAUGGCCUCAGAAACAAGGUCCUCACACACUUACGCAAGAAUAUUUCAGCGUUCAAAAACCGAGGCAACAAGUUUAUGUGCAACAGGCAAAACCACGGCCGGAUCCAUUCUACCAACAGAUAGCUGAUAUUCAACAUACUAUUGAAUUAUAUACGACGAAAAGACCAAAAUCUCACUCUCACAGACCUCACACAACGAAACCUAAAGCCGUGACAUCCCGACCAGUAUACCAAUUCAGCUAUGAAUCGAAACCUCGUCCUGAAAAAUUGAAUUUCCGAGCUCCUAAACUUGAUCCUGAACCAUUUAGGCCUAUGGUAAGCUAUAGUAAGCCUUUUAAUUUAGAAAAUGAAUUUAAUGCUAUUUCGCCAUCAGCGUCACCUGGAUACCAUCAACAAUACCUUGUAGAAAACGUACAAGUUCACACAGAAAGUCCAACUUCGUCGAGGUACUAUCCUAAAACCAAAACGAGAGAUGAGGAUUAUGAAGAUGCUGUUUAUAACAGGAACGUAUCUCCAAAAAGUAUAAAUCAUAUUCCAGCCCAAACUGGUAAGCCUGGACUCCACGUAAACAAGUACCCGAGCACCACACCAAAUCCUAUUAGCAACGGUUAUUACACUAAACAAGAUGAGAAGUACUUCGAUGACAUCACGAAAAAUUCCUUUGAUGUAUUCGGUCAGAAGUUAGAAGAUGGAAUGCACGAUGUGAACGGUUUAGGCGUUACCCCUUCAUUAGAAACUUUAAAAACGCCCAUCAAUAACAAUCUUAAUAUUCAAUACGACUACGAACUAGACUCACAGUCUCCACCACCGAGUCUGAUUAAAGACACAGUAGUCAACGAUCGCUUUCCGCGCCCAACGACAAACCCUUACAGCGAACAAAUCGGAGUAGGCCAUGCAAAUGCGGAACUAAUCCAACCGAUAAAACCACCAUCGCUACUGGACGACACGCGUGUAAACGAUCGGAACCCUCGACCGGAGAUCAAUCCUGACAGCGAGUUCAUACCUAUACCGAACCCUGCUUACAGGAGCCAGCAAUACAGGGUGCAGAGUCAGCCUCAGUAUACUGGUGAACAGUAUGACUUGAACAGGCCAUCGUUGGAUGGAGACACGGCUGUGAACUACAGGACGCCUCUGCCCCCAGUGAAUCCUGACGCUGAAUGGGUGGGGCAAAGGGGCGCGGGCGAUGGACAUCGUGGCGCGUACGUGUCGUAUCGGCUACCGGGCGAAGGUGCGCACGUGUACUUCCUAACGCCGCAGGCCACGCGGGAAAGGUACCGCUCGCCCGGUUAUGGACGG
Messenger RNA from Brenthis ino (lesser marbled fritillary), 3309 nucleotides. Lineage: Eukaryota; Metazoa; Arthropoda; Insecta; Lepidoptera; Nymphalidae. The record is from the annotation of a GenBank genome assembly.